Messenger RNA from Postia placenta MAD-698-R-SB12, 2574 nucleotides. RefSeq lists its product as hypothetical. The record is from RefSeq and is a predicted model, not a curated record. Gene Ontology annotation, molecular function: pseudouridylate synthase activity. Bases 1 to 2373 code for a protein of 790 amino acids. Lineage: Eukaryota; Fungi; Basidiomycota; Agaricomycetes; Polyporales; Adustoporiaceae. The transcript is spliced from 16 exons.
AUGCCUCUGUUAUGCACAACCAUUCGCGGGACGUCUUUGCACGGUCGUCACCUCAAGCGCUUCUUGUCCGCUCUGCCCGAUAGUCUGCGCAUACAUGGACCCAUCGACGUCCAUCCCGAGGUCCAAGAUGCACUGGCUAACAAGAAGCCAAUCGUUGCGCUGGAGACUACAAUAGUCACCCACGGCAUGCCCUACCCUGUCAAUUUGAAGACCGCCCAGUCAGUGGAAAGCAAUGUUCGCAAGGCCGGUGCUAUCCCCGCGACGAUAGGCAUCAUCGGCGGUCGAGUCAAAAUCGGCCUUGAGCCCCGUGAACUUGGGUAUCUCGCCGAUGUCGAGAACAAUCUCGCUGUGGUCAAGGUCUCUCGCAGAGAUAUCGGGCCGGCAAUUGCACUGAAAAGAGAUGGAGGCACGACGUGCAGUGCUACACUAAUAUUUGCUGCUUUAGCAGGCAUUAAGGUUUUUGCAACGGGAGGCUUGGGAGGCGUGCACCGUGGCGGGGAGAUAUCCAUGGAUGUAUCCGCUGAUCUGCACGAGUUGACGCGGUGUCCUGUCGCGUUGGUCUCGGCAGGGGUUAAGUCAAUACUUGACAUUGGAAGGACUCUUGAAUACUUGGAAACACUAGGCGUUCCUGUCAUCUCGUAUGGACCAACGGAGGACUUCCCAGCUUUCUACAGCAGGCACAGCGGGUUCAAGAGUCCCUGGAGAGUCGAGGACCCGAUCUCAGCUGCCAAGGUCCUAUAUCAUCAGUCGCAGCUGGGCAUGACAAACGGCGCACUGUUUGGGGUUCCUAUCCCUGAACGAUAUCAAGAAGUCGGGGAAGAGCUGCAGCGGCAUGUGGAGCAGGCCGUCAAGGAGGCUGAGGAGAACGGCGUGAGUCGGCGCGGCAAGGAAGCUACUCCUUGGUUGCUGAGGCGUGUCGGUGAAUUGACCGCCGGGAGAUCACUGACAAGCAAUGUAGCGCUGAUUGAGAACACGGCACUCGUUGGUGGGCAAAUUGCGGUCGCAUAUGCUGACCUCCAACACGACCGGAGUGAGAUUACUCGAAUAGCGCUCCCGCGAUCCCCUGCACCUCAACGUCCGUCGACAGAGUCGGCACAUAAUAUUUCUUCAGCAGAGGCAACUGAUGCCGAAGCUUUGUCUCCAGCAAAGCUUGUUAUCAUUGGCUCAGCAGCUGUUGAUAUCACAGCACAGGCCGCUUCGGGGAACGAGUCGGAUUCUGUCAGCGGCUCGCACACGACCGUACCUGGCACUGUUUCCUUGAAUCUCGGUGGGGUAGGCCGGAAUGUCGCGGAAGCAGCGCAUCGCACACUGUCAUCGCGACUGGGAAGGGACUCUGAUGCUAGCAUCCUCAUCUCCCCCAUCGGACAUGAUUCCUUCGGCCGCCUGUUGGAAAACGAAAUGCAGCGGACACGGAUGCGGACGGACGGCCUCAUCCACAUGGACUCAGUGAGGACUGCCAUCUGCAACAUGGUCCUGGACAAGGCAGGAGGGCUGACAGGCGGAGUGGCCGACAUGGAUGUUACACGCGCAUUGGAUCGGGAAACGGCGUUACGGCUACUCCGGAAACACCAGGCUUCCUUGGUCGCGGUGGAUGGGAACCUCUCGGAGGAGACCUUAACGUCGGUUGUCAGUCACUGUCGCGAAAACAGCAUACCUGUCUUCUUCGAGCCUACUUCAGUUGUGAAAUCCCUCAACAUAUUCCCGGCCGUUGCUGCAUCGCUCCCACACGUCGACUCAAAUCACUCGCCGAUAGCGUACGUCGCGCCAAACACACUGGAGUUGAUGCAAAUGUACCAGGAAGCUGUUGCGGGUCCCGGAGAACUCACAUCACACAGCCAUUGGUGGACCGUUGUGGAAGCCAUGUCUCUUGGUUCAGUGUUCCGCAUGGACCUGGAACAGCUCGCAAGGCUCAACGCCUGUGAUCACGAUCCAAGCAAGGGCACGCUGUCAUUCCUGAUUGAUCAGGGCAUCGCCCAAAUGGCUAUACAUCUCCUCCCAUUCUUCCAACAUAUCAUCAUCAAAUGCGGCGACCGCGGCGUCGUCACUGUCUUCCGUGUCUCUGGCAAGUCUAUGGAAACGUCAGCAUGGAUGCAGGAGCGCAGUAACGUCCGCCGCCGAUACGUGGUCGGCCACGGGAAGUCGGGAACAGCGGUAGUGCAGCACUUUCCUGCUGUCCGCCUAGCGAAGGAGCAGAUUGUGAACGUCACAGGUGCAGGGGACACUCUUGUAGGGAGCAUGCUAGCAGGGCUACUGCACAAUCCUACAGCAUUUGAAGAUCCAAGCACAUUAGUUGAUUUAAUCUCAAAAGCUCAGGACGCUGCGGUACUGACAUUGCAGAGCCCAUGUGCGGUCUCGCCAGCCCUUUCUACAUAAUACAAUGAUAUGAUUUGGCAUGUGUUCUUCGCCCGGUCAAUGGCUAUCCUUGGGCGUCAGCGUGCAGCGGGCCCACUUGCACGACCUCGCGCGCUCUUCUCUUCGUCUCCUUAGCGAGUGCCGCAGCCGCUUUUUGCCUCUCCUUCAUCUUCUUCUCAUAGCGAGCCUAGAGACGAGUGAGUACCAUAUAACAUGCGACAA